This is a messenger RNA of Prunus avium (sweet cherry), 501 nucleotides long. NCBI's taxonomy places the organism in Eukaryota, Viridiplantae, Streptophyta, Magnoliopsida, Rosales, Rosaceae. The record is from RefSeq and is a predicted model, not a curated record.
AUGAAGCAAGAAGAAAAGGUUCUCAAGAUUUAUACACGUCAUAUCUUGUCAUGGGAGGACGUCUUUGAGGAUGGCAACACUGAAUGGGGAUCCAUAAACCUGGAGCACCCGGCCACGUUUGAGACAAUGGCGCUGGAGCCAGAUCUCAAGAGAACCAUUGUAGAGGAUUUGGAGAGGUUUGUGAGUAGGAGGGAGUUUUACAAGAAGGUGGGCAAGGCUUGGAAAAGAGGCUACUUGCUGUAUGGCCCCCCAGGCACGGGAAAAUCCAGCCUGAUUGCGGCCAUGGCUAAUUUUCUCAAGUUUGAUGUGUUUGAUUUGGAGCUUGCUAGCAUUCGCAGUGACUCUCAUUUGAAGAGGGUUUUGCUGUCUACCACAAACCGUUCCAUUUUGGUCAUUGAGGACAUUGACUGCUGUAAGGUGGAUGUUCAAAAACGGAAACAUGAUUCGGAUUCUGAUUCUGAUUCUGAUUCGGAUUCGGAUUUGGAAACGGAGGUAACAUGA